Messenger RNA from Paramecium tetraurelia, 318 nucleotides. RefSeq lists its product as uncharacterized. Lineage: Eukaryota; Ciliophora; Oligohymenophorea; Peniculida; Parameciidae. The transcript is spliced from 3 exons. The record is from RefSeq and is a predicted model, not a curated record.
AUGGAAUCGGCAAAUAUAAAUGGCUUGAUGGUAGGAACAUAAUCUUAUUAGGGUUAAUGGGUCAGAAAUUAAAUGCAUGGUCGAGGAUACUACAGGUGGAUUGAUGGGAAAUAUUAUGAUGGAGAAUAUGAAAAUGAUAAAAAGAAUGGGAUUGGUAUUUCAAUUGGUGGGAUGGAAAAUAAUAUUAGGUUUAUUGGCUAGAUGGAAAGGAAGAAAAAGUUUGGAGAAUGGUAAAAUGGCAAAUUAAUAAGCUGUUCUAAUGAAUCUAAUUUAUAAAUUAUUCCAAAUGGAUGGUUUCUAAUCACUUUUAAUUAAUGA